Molecule: messenger RNA, 3503 nt
Organism: Closterium sp. Naga37s-1
Lineage: Eukaryota; Viridiplantae; Streptophyta; Zygnematophyceae; Desmidiales; Closteriaceae
Source: the annotation of a GenBank genome assembly
AGCUCGCGCUUAUCCGCUCGCUCCCAAUCUUCAAAACCACCCUCGGGAAUUUCACAGCCAUUGACCCUGACUUGCACUGCGUCGCGCCACCUGUCGCAUUCUACCAACCAAAAGAUGCCACGUGUCUGCAGGACAGGGAUUCUCCCGGGGAGAAAGCCCUGCUGAGCUGUCUCGGCGUGAGGGUCAUCGACGAGGCGGAUGUUCUCGCGAAAUUUGCGCUGCCCGGAUUUGACGGGCAGGGCGAGGAGGAGAGGGAGAGGGUGCUGCAAUACGUGGUGCAGCAUUGGCAGCAGCUGAAGCAGAAGCCAGCCGUUGUGGACGCGCUGAAAGAGACAAAGUUUGUGAUACCAGCGCCGCCCGCCGCCGAUGCUGCCUCUCUCUUCCCUCCUCCUGAUUCCUUCCCUGCAAUCGCUCUCUCUGUUGCCGCUGCCACCUCAGCACCUCUCACCACCUCCUCCUCCCCCCACCCUUCCCACCCUCUCGACUCUUUCCCCUCCGCUUCAAUUUCUUCUGCCCGAGUUCGCCCGUGUGAUCUCCUCGACCCAGCCAAUGACCUCCUCCGGCAAGUUUUCGUGCACUGCCCAGAAAGGUUCCCGGGCGGGCAGUUUGAAACUUCGCGGUGGCUGCCCGUGCUGCGGGACUGUGGCCUCCAAUCCGCCUUCACUCCUGACCUCUUCCUCCAAUGCGCUUCCGCCGUGGAAGCGCGGUACGUCUCCUUCCUGGAAUCUUCCUCUGCUGCUGCAGCAGCAGCUGCUGCAAACACUGCUGGUGGCGCAGCCGGUGUUGCUGCUGCUGGUGGCAACUCUGCAUCGGAUUCGUUUCUGCUGUUUGGGGGAGAGGACCCCUCUCAGGAGAGCGACACAGGGGACUUUGAGAAUGUGGAUUUGUUUUCGGGAGGCCGCACCACCGGUGGCAGCAGCAGCAGUGGUGGCCUGUCGACUGCUGCUGGAGCAGCAACAGGAGGAGGGGGGGUGGUGGGAGGGGGCCCAGUGGUGGGGGUGGAGGAGGAGCUGUGGGUGGUGGCAGGGCGGCUGACAGAGGCGCUGCUUGCAAAUGUGGCGGUGGUGUUUGGCAGCAGUGCCAUGGAGUCACUGGGGCAGAUCAGGUUCAUUCCAGCAGAGCGGGGAAUACCAACAGGCGGGGCAGCGGUGGAUAGGCGGUGCCUCGCCAGCUAUGCUGCCUGCGUGGCGCCGUCUGAUUGGCCGCUCGCGUGGACGGCGGUGCCUGUGCUGGCGAGGGAGGCGUUUGUGCCGCCGCAGUUCACGUGGCUGAAGCUCGGCCUCAAGUCCCCGCCGCCUCUCUCCCUCGUUCUCACUCACCUCAAGGUCUUGGGUCGAGGGGGGGGAGAGGAGACCCUCGCCCGUUGGCCAAACAUCGUAGGAGGAAAGUCAGUGGAAGAAGCGUUCGAGCAGAUCUUCAAGUUCCUCGCCUCCCAUUGGUCCUCCCUCGACCCGCCCGACAUCCGCUCUUUAAAGCCCGUCUCGCUUGUCCCCGUCGCCAACGGCACCCGCCUCGUCCCAGCCUCGGCGCUCUUUGCCAGGCUCGGCCCGGACCUCGCGCCGUACCUGUUCGAGCUGCCUCGGCGGUUCCUGCCAUUCUCCCAGCUGCUGGUGGACCUUGGGAUGCACGACUCCCCCUCGCCCUCUGCCCUCUCCUCCUUCCUCUCUGCCUUGCACCGCUCUUCCGGAGGGCAGAGGCUCAACCCGAACGAGCUACGAGCUGUGCUCAGAAUCUUGAGACUCGUGUGUGAGGGAGAGGAGGAGAAUGGGGGAGGUGGAGGAAGAGGAGGAGCAGCAGGAACGCUGCCUUGUCGCUCUGCAGCGCUCUCUCCUCUCCUGGCUCACGCCGUGGUUCCGGAUGAUUCGUGCCGGCUCGUCCCGGCCCAUUCCUGUGUGGUGGUAGACCCAGCUGCCGUUUUCCUAGCCAAUGAAAUCGACCCGCGCUGCCUUCGUCUCGUGCACCCGCUCCUGCCGCCGAGCCACGCGGCCAGGCUCGGCAUCCCGAGCCUGUCGCAGGUGGUCGAGCAGGAGCUGGAUCCGAACCUGCUGAUGCAGCAGGUUGGCUCGGUCGGGGGUGUUUCUCUUAGGAAUGUUGCAGAGAGGAUCAGCAGCAGAGAGUUUGCUGCUGCUGCUUGGGAUGUUACCCCUCCCUCCUCCCGCGCCCCUCCAUCCUUCUCCCCCAUCCAAUCGCGUGACGACGCGUGGCGAGCGCUCACGCGAGCAGCGCAGGGCCUGCGAUUUGUAUCGGGCCUCCACACGCGAUUCGUGAUCCUGCCGUCCCCAGCAUCUGCUACAGUAGCGUCUCUCCCGCACGUACUAUCUGCCGCCCUCAGCCAAUUCCUGGGCUCUCCCGUAUGCUUGCCUCUUGCCGCCCUGCUUGACUGCCCACCGAGCCUCCAACCGGGCCUCCGCCGAGCCUUGGCGCUCGGUUCUCCAGCAGCCCUGGUUUCUGCCACCUCUGGCAGCUCUAGAUCAGGUUCGGAAGCCGAAGGCGAAGAGGAGGGGCGUUUGGGUGCAGAACUAGCAACCUCAGGCUCGGAAGGGCAGGCUCGGAUGCCAAGCCUGUGGCAGCAGCGGGUGGCGGCGGAAAGGGGAGGCAUGCCUGGGGAGGUUGUAGCAGCUGCUGACGUGGCACUGCUACAGUGCCACCCACUGAGGCCGUUCCACGCAGGGGAGGUUGUAGCGUGGAGAGAGGAGCGAGGGGGAGGAGGCGGGGGGUUGCUAGCAGGCAAAUGGUUUGGGCAGGGGCAGGGGGCAGGAGGAGGAGGGGGAAGCAGUAGAGCAGCAGGGAGCACACUCGAUCCUGCCUCAUCCUCGCCCGCAGCACCCGCAUCCACGCUGCGCUAUGGCCGCGUGGUGGCGGAUGUGAGGGCGACAGCAGGCCAGGCGCUGUGCCGCGUGCAGGUGGAGACCUUCCCCAACGAGAUGCGCCUGCUGCUCUCCUCCUCCAUCCUCUCCUUCAAAUCCUCCACCUCCUCCUCUGCCUCUGCUGCAGCCGCUGCAGCAACGGCAGGGGCAGCAGGGGAAGAUACAGCUCCCCCUGCCGCUGCUGCUGCCUCUCCAGGCUUGUUGGCUCUUCCUCCCACUUCUCUUGGUGAAGCUGCCAGCUCAGCAGCGACGUCGCCGCCAGCUGGCGCCAUGUCAGCGCCGUCGGUGGUCCCGCCUGGCGAGGUGGUGCGGGCUGUGAACGACAUGCUGGCGGCGGCAGGGAUCCCGCUGGGCGGCGGGCAGCAGCGGCUGCUGACUCAGCUGCUGACGAUGCAGGAACAGGUGGCGGCGGUGGAGGCCACGCUGGCACAUGAACAGGCACGGGCCGAGCAGGCGGAGAAGGAAGCGGAGUCGGCCAAGGCGGCCUGGACGUGCCGCAUCUGCCUCGCUGCUGACGUCAGCGCGGUGCUGGUGCCAUGCGGGCACGUGCUGUGCGCCAGCUGUAUUGCCAGCGUGCACCGCUGCCCCUUCUGCCGCUCCCACGUGGUGCAGACAGUGCGCCUCUUCAGACCAUAG